AGAGGGGCUGUCCGUGCGCGCUGGCUUGGGAACUGGGUCGCGGGAGAGGGCGCUGCCAAUGCCCGCUACCAUCGGGCGGGUCCUGAGCGAGAAGAUGGGGUCAGAUCUGCAAGACGGGCAGUUCUCUUCUCACGAUUAUAGCCAUCUCGCACUGCACCGACCUAGCCACUGUUCAGAUUCGAAGGGGCUCCGUGGUUGUGUGCCAACCCUCCCGUUGUUUACAGGAGCAAAACGUUUGUUGUUUUUUCACACGGUGCGUUGCUCACGGUGAUGAGUGAUGUAAUGACUGUUGCCAGUGUGUGUUAUUGAUCCCGUUCCGUUAUCUGUCCCGACGACCGUUUAGAUCAUUGCGGAAUGUUUACAUCAAGAUGUAUUUCCCAACACAGAUGUAUUUCCCGUUUCUAACGGAUUAUCCCUCAGGCUCCCAUCAAUGCCAUAUGAUUCUAUAUAGAUGUACAAUGUUUUGGGGAGUGCAUGCUGUGAAGAAAGUAAAGUUUACAGUCAAAAGGAUGGGUUGAACAGAACACCAGUGCUGCCAUUGACUGGCAGGACUCCAACAACCCUCUCUGUCUAAGGAUGCUGUUCUGUAGAGAGAAAUACAAAUCGGAGAGAAAUGGAACUGUUCUCCAACAGAUAGUUACCGACUGUAGACUAGGUAGUGGGGAAUAUAUCUGUCAUGUUUCUGGUGCACCUGACCCGAUGGCCUUAGCAGGUGAUCUGAAGAGCAGUCUGUCAGAGGUCAGAGGUGAUGGAUAACCUGCCUGUCUUUGUAGUGGCUGUAUAUAUGUGUGCGUGUGUGAACCUGUCUAUCUCAACUGGGUCUGUCUCCUCUCUGGCAGCAUAAGCUGAAGUCGUCUCAAAAGGACAAGGUUCGUCAGUUCAUGACCUUUACUCAGUCUGGGGAGAGGACAGCUGUGUACUGCCUGACCCAGAAUGACUGGAAACUAGAGGUGGCCACAGACAACUACUUCCAGAACCCCGACCUCUACUAUAAAGAAUCCAUGAAAACCUCUGUGGACCGCAAGAAGCUAGAACAGCUCUACAACCGAUACAAAGGUAAGAGGAAGAGGGGAGGGGAGAGGGAGGGUGUAGUGGUGAGAGGGGAGAGGGAGGGUGUAGUGGUGAGAGGGGAGAGGGAGGGUGUAGAGGGGGAGAGGGAGGGUGUAGAGGGGAGGGGGAGAGGGGGUGUAGUGGUGUAGAGGGGGAGGGAGGGUGUAGUGGUUGAGAGGGGAGAGGGAGGGUGUAGUGGUGAGAGGGGAGAGGGAGGGUGUAGUGGGGAGAGGGAGGGUGUUGUGGGGAGGAGGGGAGAGGGAGGGUUGUAGUGGUGAGAGGGGGGAGGGUGAUGGGAGAGGAGGAGGGAGGGGAGGGUUGUAGUGGUGAGAGGGGAGGAGAGGAGGGGGGGGGUAGUGUAGUGGUGAGAGGAGGAGGACGGGGGUGUAGUGGUGAGGGGGGAGAGGGGGAUGGGAGGGGAGGGGGUGGGUUAGUGGUGAGAGGAGGAGAGGGGGUGUUGUAGUGGUGAGGGGGAGGGGUGAGAGGGGGGUAGGGGUUGAGUGGUGAGGGGAGGGAGAGGGGUGUAGUGGUGAGAGGAGGAGAGGGGGGGUAGUGGGUGAGAGGGAGGAGAGGGGGGGUUUGUGUGUAGUGGUGAGAGGGGGAGGGGAUGGGUGAGGAGGGGGAGGAGGGUGUUGGUAGGGUGGGAGAGGGGAUGGGAGAGGGGGUUGUAGUGGUGAGAGGAGGAGAGGGGGUGUAGUGGUGAGAGGAGAGGGGAUGGGAGAGGGGGGUGUGGGAGGGAGAGGAGGGAGGGGUGGUAGGGGGGGGGGUGUAGUGGUGAGAGGAGGAGAGGGGGGUGUUGGUAGGGUGAGGGGGAGAGGGGAGGAUGGAGAGGGGGGUGUGUAGUGGUGAGAGGAGAGGAGAGGGGGGUGUAGUGGUGAGAGGAGGAGAGGGGGGUGGUGCGUGUGUGUGAGAGGAGGAGAGGGGGUUGUAGUGGUGAGAGGAGAGGGGUGGUGGGAGGGGGUGUAGUGGUGAGAGGAGGAGAGGGGAGGGAGAGAGGAGAGGGUUAUGUGAGGAGGGGUGGGUGAGAGGAGGAGAUGGGGUGUAGUGGUGAGAGGAAGAGGGGAGGGGAGAGGGGGUGUAGUGGGGAAAAGGGGAUGGGAGGGAGGAGAGGGGUUGUAGUGGGGAGAAGGGAUGGGAGAGGAGGAGAGGGGGUGUAGUGGUGAGAGGAAGAGGGGAGGGGAGGUGGAGAGGUGUGUGUGUGUUAGGAUUAGGUGUGUACUGUGCUCCAUGGGUGGCUGGUGGGUGUAUAUGAAGAAUGAAGGAAACAUUUAAUGAAGUGUGUGUAUUGUAUCAGUGUAAUGUAUCAGCUCUGAGUUGUAGUCCUAUUUAAUUAUUGUUGUUGUGUUCCUCUCCAGACCCCCAGGAUGAGAAUAAGAUCGGUAUCGACGGGAUCCAGCAGUUCUGUGAUGACCUCACCCUGGACCCGGCCAGUAGGAGUGUUCUGGUGGUGGCCUGGAAGUUCCGUGCCGCCACGCAGUGUGAGUUCAGCAGGAAGGAGUUCCUCGACGGCAUGGCCGAGCUGGGGUGAGCUAGCUUCCUGUGAUGUCAUCUUUCUGCGCCACGCAGUUGUGUUCACUGUUCAGUAGGAACCAUUUUUGAGAAAACGUUUUGAAAUGGAAAAUGAAAGCAAGUGUUAUUGAACAACUAAACAUUUUGAAACGGAGGUCAGGCAGGUACUAGCUGGACUUGUCCAAUAAGAAGGCUCCUGUGUGUGUGUGUGUGUGUGUGUGUGUGUGUGUCCUCCUAGCUGUGACAGUCCAGAGAAGCUGAAGGCUCUGCUCCCCAGACUAGAACAGGAACUCAAAGACACGGCCAAGUUUAAAGACUUCUACCAGUUCACCUUCAACUUCGCCAAGAACCCCGGACAGAAGGGACUAGGUAGGCAUUUUCCAUAGCUUUCUUGAAAAAUGCUCUGAAAGUGGGGAAAAAUAGGUUUUGGUAAAUAUUGUAUCCAGAUGGAGAGGUUUAGGCAAACCCUGGUUGGUCCAGCACUGUGUUUGAGGAGAAGGGUUUUCACCCUGGUGUAGUUUUCCUAACCCUGGCGUUGAAUUCCUCCGUGGGAACAUUGGUAGACAGCUAUGGUGGUUUGGCAUCAGCAGUGUAAUGUAGUUCUGUCUCAGUCAGUACCAACCAGGCACCAAAGGGAGGAAUGGGUUUCAGAUGGAAAACUAUGAAUUUUCCUAUCAGGUAAGUAAAGAGCUCCCCCUUCACAACACAGCCUCUAGUUUGGCUACUACUGCUCUAUGAACCCUGCUGAGGAGAGGGCCUUGAGUCUGAUAGCUAGUGUGUUGUUACUGUGUAAUAACAGGUUUACAGAUAGAUCACCUAUCACGCUAAACAGAGAUCAGGGUGCGUCUCAAAUGGAAGCCCAUUCCCUAUAUAGUCACUACUUUUGACCGGAGCCCUAUGGGCCCAGUAGGGCACUAUUUAGGUUAUAGGGUACCAUUUGAUACUCAACCCAGGGGAUUCCCUGGAUGGGACAACUUUGUUCUGGUUGUUGUUCCUGCUGGUCUGUUCUGUGUUGUUAUGACGACCAGAGUGGGUGACCCAGCUAAGUUCCUGGAACAACAGUAGCGCCCAUUGUCAAAACUCAACUGACUGUAAUGCCUCUCUCUCUCUGUAACUCUCUGUCUGACACUGUAAUGUCACUAGGGCUGUGAUGCCUCUCUCUCUGUAACUCUCUGUCUGACACUGUAAUGUCACUAGGGCUGUGAUGCCUCUCUCUCUCUGUAACUCUCUGCCUGACACUGUAAUGUCACUAGGGCUGUGAUGCCUCUCUCUCUCUGUAAUCUCUGUCUGACACUGUAGUCACUAGGGCUUUGAUGCCUCCUCUCUCUGUAACUCUCUGCCUGACACUGUAAUGUCACUCAGGCUGUGAUGCCUCUCUCUGUACUCUCUGUCUGACAACGUAAUGUCACUAGGGCUGUGAGGGCCUCUCUCUCUCUGUAACUCUCUGUCGACACUGUAAUGUCACUAGGGCUGUGAUGCCUCUCUCUCUCUGUAAACUCUCUGUCUGACACUGUAAUGUCACUAGGGCUGUGAUGCCUCUCUCUGUAACUCUCUGCUGACACGUAAUGUCACUAGGGCUGUGAUGCCUCUCUCUGUAACUCUGUCUGACACUGUAAUGUCACUAGGGCUGUGAUGCCUCUCUCUCUGUAACUCUCUGCCUGACACUGUAAUGUCACUAGGGCUGUGAUGCCUCUCUCUCUGUAACUCUCUGUCUGACACUGUAAUGUCACUAGGGCUGUGAUGCCACUCUCUCUUCUGUAACUCUCUGUCUGACACUGUAAUGUCACUAGGGCUGUGAUGCCUCUCUCUCUCUGUAACUCUCUGUCUGACACUGUAAUGUCACUAGGGCUGUGAUGCCUCUCUCUCUGUAACUCUCUGUCUGACACUGUAAUGUCACUAGGGCUGUGAUGCCUCUCUCUCUCUGUAACUCUCUGUCUGACACUGUAAUGUCACUAGGGCUGUGAUGCCUCUCUCUCUCUGUAACUCUCUGUCUGACACUGUAAUGUCACUAGGGCUGUGAUGCCUCUCUCUCUCUGUAACUCUCUGUCUGACACUGUAAUGUCACUAGGGCUGUGAUGCCUCUCUCUCUGUAACUCUCUGUCUGACACUGUAAUGUCACUAGGGCUGUGAUGCCUCUCUCUCUCUGUAACUCUCUGUCUGACACUGUAAUGGUCACUAGGGCUGUGAUGCCUCUCUCUCUCUGUAACUCUCUGUCUGACACUGUAAUGUCACUAGGGCUGUGAUGCCUCUCUCUCUCUGUAACUCUCUGUCUGACACUGUAAUGUCACUAGGGCUGUGAUGCCUCUCUCUCUCUGUAACUCUCUGUCUGACACUGUAAUGUCACUAGGGCUGUGAUGCCUCUCUCUCUCUCUCUGUAACUCUCUGCCUGACACUGUAAUGUCACUAGGGCUGUGAUGCCUCUCUCUCUCUGUAACUCUCUGCUGACACUGUAUGUCACUAUGGCUGUGAUGCCUCUCUCUCUCUCUCUGUAACUCUCUGUCUGACACUGUAAUGUCACUAGGGCUGUGAUGCCUCUCUCUCUCUGUAACUCUCUGCCUGACACUGUAAUGUCACUAGGGCUGUGAUGCCUCUCUCUCUCUGUAACUCUCUGCCUGACACUGUAAUGUCACUAGGGCUGUGAUGCCUCUCUCUCUGUAACUCUCUGCCUGACACUGUAAUGUCACUAGGGCUGUGAUGCCUCUCUCUCUCUCUCUGUAACUCUCUGCCUGACACUGUAAUGUCACUAGGGCUGUGAUGCCUCUCUCUCUCUGUAACUCUCUGCCUGACACUGUAAUGUCACUAGGGCUGUGAUGCCUCUCUCUCUCUCUCUGUAACUCUCUGUCUGACACUGUAAUGUCACUAGGGCUGUGAUGCCUCUCUCUCUCUGUAACUCUCUGCCUGACACUGUAAUGUCACUAGGGCUGUGAUGCCUCUCUCUCUCUGUAACUCUCUGCCUGACACUGUAAUGUCACUAGGGCUGUGAUGCCUCUCUCUCUCUGUAACUCUCUGCCUGACACUGUAAUGUCACUAGGGCUGUGAUGCCUCUCUCUCUCUGUAACUCUCUGCCUGACACUGUAAUGUCACUAGGGCUGUGAUGCCUCUCUCUGUAACUCUCUGCCUGACACUGUAAUGUCACUAGGGCUGUGAUGCCUCUCUCUGCCUGACACUGUAAUGUCACUAGGGCUGUGACGAUACCAGUAUGGCAAUAUUUUCCAUGGCUAAAAUGAAAACAGGAAGCAGACUAAACUCUUUGGUCCUUUAAAAACCUGCUGUAUGUAAGAUAUUGUGUUCUAUAGCUUGGAAUAUAAAGACGUGACUGGAUGACAACAUCCGUUUGGGCUGUUUUCCUGAAGAAGUGAAAUCCGCUUCCUGUUUUAUUUCCUUGCCACGAUACUAACGACUAUGAGGAGACUGGUAUUGUCCCGGCCACUAGAUGCCACCCCCUCAAUCUCUUUCUCUGUCUCUCUCUCACUCACACACUAACUCCAGCAGUCAGCAGUUAUGUUAUCAAACUAUUCAGACUCUAUGGAAACACAGAAAUACAUCAUGUCCUGUGUGUUUGACUGAAAUGCUAAAUAAGUACUGUUGUUGUUGUAGCCAACUUGCCAUGCCCAUUGAUGAUGAUGUUAUGAACCCCUCUGCUCUCUGUGUCAGACCUGGAGAUGGCUGUAGUCUACUGAUGAUGUUAUUAACCCCUCUGCUCUCUGUGUCAGACCUGGAGAUGGCUGUAGUCUACUGAUGAUGUUAUUAACCCCUCUGCUCUCUGUGUCAGACCUGGAGAUGGCUGUAGUCUACUGAUUAUGUUAUUAACCCCUCUGCUCUCUGUGUCAGACCUGGAGAUGGCUGUAGUCUACUGAUGAUGUAAUUAACCCCUCUGCUCUCUGUGUCAGACCUGGAGAUGGCUGUAGUCUACUGAUGAUGUAAUUAACCCCUCUGCUCUCUGUGUCAGACCUGGAGAUGGCUGUAGUCUACUGAUGAUGUAAUUAACCCCUCUGCUCUCUGUGUCAGACCUGGAGAUGGCUGUAGUCUACUGAUGAUGUUAUUAACCCCUCUGCUCUCUGUGUCAGACCUGGAGAUGGCUGUAGUCUACUGAUGAUGUUAUUAACCCCUCUGCUCUCUGUGUCAGACCUGGAGAUGGCUGUAGUCUACUGAUGAUGUAAUUAACCCCUCUGCUCUCUGUGUCAGACCUGGAGAUGGCUGUAGUCUACUGAUGAUGUUAUUAACCCCUCUGCUCUCUGUGUCAGACCUGGAGAUGGCUGUAGUCUACUGAUGAUGUUAUUAACCCCUCUGCUCUCUGUGUCAGACCUGGAGAUGGCUGUAGUCUACUGAUGAUGUAAUUAACCCCUCUGCUCUCUGUGUCAGACCUGGAGAUGGCUGUAGUCUACUGAUGAUGUAAUUAACCCCUCUGCUCUCUGUGUCAGACCUGGAGAUGGCUGUAGUCUACUGAUGAUGUUAUUAACCCCUCUGCUCUCUGUGUCAGACCUGGAGAUGGCUGUAGUCUACUGAUGAUGUAAUUAACCCCUCUGCUCUCUGUGUCAGACCUGGAGAUGGCUGUAGCCUACUGGAACCUGGUUCUAACAGGUCGAUUCAAGUUCCUGGACCUCUGGAACAGGUUUCUAUUGGUGAGUGGAGCCGAUGCAAGUGUGUAUUAAUGGCUAUUUCCUAAAUAAUAACUACUUUGGACCUAGGUGUUUCAUUCAUGUAUUGAUAGUCUCUGAUGAUGUCAUCUAUCUGUGUGAUUAAUGCAGGUGCGUCAUAAUCUCUGAUGAUGUCAUCUAUCUGUGUGAUUAAUGCAGGAGCAUCAUAAUCUCUGAUGAUGUCAUCUAUCUGUGUGAUUAAUGCAGGAGAAUCAUAAUCUCUGAUGAUGUCAUCUAUCUGUGUGAUUAAUGCAGGAGCAUCAUAAUCUCUGAUGAUGUCAUCUAUCUGUGUGAUUAAUGCAGGAGCAUCAUAAUCUCUGAUGAUGUCAUCUAUCUGUGUGAUUAAUGCAGGAGCAUCAUAAUCUCUGAUGAUGUCAUCUAUCUGUGUGAUUAAUGCAGGAGCAUCAUAAUCUCUGAUGAUGUCAUCUAUCUGUGUGAUUAAUGCAGGAGCAUCAUAAUCUCUGAUGAUGUCAUCUAUCUGUGUGAUUAAUGCAGGAGCAUCAUAAGCGGUCGAUCCCCAAAGACACGUGGAACCUCCUACUGGACUUUGGCAACAUGAUCGCAGACGACAUGUCCAACUACGACGAGGAAGGUGAGAUAUAACCACCUAUUAUGAAUGGGUCCCAAAUGGCACCCUUUUCCUGUGCACUACUUUUGACCAGGCCCAUAGUGCACUAUAUACGGAUUAGGGUGACAUUUGAAAUGCAGCCAAAGAUUUCUGUAGGACCAAUAAAACAUACACUGGCCCACACCCUGCCCACCCUAAGCUUAGAUCCAGGAUCAGAUUCCUCUACCCCCAAUCCAACCAUAACCACUAGGAGUAUGACUAAGAUCUGACCUGGAGUCAGCAGUUGGGGAUUGGGACUUGACUUCUACCUACUACCACGCAGCUCAAUCACUAUCAAAAUAUUUCUGCCAAUCACUAACCAUGCAGCUAAUCAUGUGACCCUUUUCUGUCCACUCAGGAGCUUGGCCUGUCCUCAUAGAUGACUUUGUGGAAUUUGCCCGGCCAAUCGUGACAGGGGGCAAGCGUAAAACCAUAUAG
Coregonus sp. 'balchen' is the source of this 8241-nucleotide messenger RNA. NCBI's taxonomy places the organism in Eukaryota, Metazoa, Chordata, Actinopteri, Salmoniformes, Salmonidae. The record is from the annotation of a GenBank genome assembly.